CCUUCCUUCCCACCCUUUGCGACAGUAGCAAGAUUGGCAUUUGCGACAGUCUCGUUGAUAUACAGCCUCGACAUGAGCGUCACCACAACUGUGACAGCGCGCGAGCCGAUCACGGCGGAUAAUGUGCUCCGCCUGUUCGGUGAGCAAGUAAACACGGCAGUCAUAGGCACGAGGAGGUCGGAAGCAGACGACGCUGAGCUUCAGGGCUACGACGAAGAGCAGAUUCGGCUCAUGGACGAAGUUUGUAUCGUUCUGGACGAGAACGACUCGCCAAUUGGCAGCGCAAGCAAGAAGACAUGCCACCUUAUGACGAACAUCAACCAAGGUCUCCUCCACCGCGCUUUCUCGGUUUUUCUCUUCGACCAGGACAACAGGUUGCUCCUCCAGCAACGUGCCACCGAAAAAAUCACCUUUCCGGACAUGUGGACGAACACGUGCUGUUCGCACCCGUUGGGCAUCCCGGGCGAAACAGGCGACACUCUCGAGACCAGCGUCCUGGGCGUCAAGCGUGCGGCACAGCGAAAGCUCGAGCACGAGCUGGGUAUUAGGCCCGAGAGCGUUCCAAUCGACGAAUUCAACUUCUUGACGCGGAUACACUACCUAGCGCCGAGCGACGGAAAGUGGGGAGAGCACGAGAUUGACUACAUUUUGUUCAUCAAGCCGUCCAAGGGCGUGGAGUUGAACAUCAAUCCGAACGAGGUGCGGGACACCAAGUAUGUGAGCCAGGAAGAGCUGAAGGCGAUGUUCAAGGACAAGGAUCUAAAGUUCACGCCGUGGUUCAAGCUUAUUUGCGAAAGCAUGCUUUUUGAGUGGUGGUCAAACCUAGACUCGGGCUUGGAGAAAUACAUGAACGAGGCGACGAUACGGCGAAUGCUUUGAGGCAGGAUAAAAUGACGGACGUUUUAGCCAAGUAAGGGGAUGAUCACGUGCCGAUGUACAAAGGGCUCUUGCUGCUCAAUGCAAAUCCACGUAGACACAUUGCGAGUAGUUAGGGUCUUCACAAGGGGAAGAGGGGAGAGAAGCGGAGGACUGCUCGUCCCUCAGUGACUGCUGUCGCUAUCUUGAUAUCCACCGUAAGCUUGUUUUGAAUCAAAGCCUUAUCGCAUUCGGCUCCACG
Molecule: messenger RNA, 1117 nt
Organism: Verruconis gallopava
Lineage: Eukaryota; Fungi; Ascomycota; Dothideomycetes; Venturiales; Sympoventuriaceae
Product: isopentenyl-diphosphate delta-isomerase
Exons: 2
Coding region: 73-879 (268 amino acids)
Biological process (GO): isoprenoid biosynthetic process; isopentenyl diphosphate biosynthetic process
Cellular component (GO): cytoplasm
Molecular function (GO): isopentenyl-diphosphate delta-isomerase activity
Source: RefSeq, a predicted model, not a curated record